Lecanosticta acicola is the source of this 1761-nucleotide messenger RNA. Lineage: Eukaryota; Fungi; Ascomycota; Dothideomycetes; Mycosphaerellales; Mycosphaerellaceae. The record is from the annotation of a GenBank genome assembly.
AUGCGCGAAAUAGCCCAAUCUCCGAUGGACACCGCGGAGAGCGUUCAAGCCCAUGCGACCACGUUGAGAAACAGCAUCGCCCACCUCUUGGACAUUGCCGAGGACCUGUGGAAGCUCGAAAACAGCGUCACCAGACAGGCUGAAGAGGCGCGAUCCUCGAGAGAAGACGCCUCUCGGCUGCUCGACGAAGUCAGAAGACUGGACCUCCGCCCAAUUGUCGAAUCGCUGGAAGAGCCUCUCACGUCGUCUCUCACGUCGUCUCUGGAGACGACGUUCCUGCGGAGUGUCUCGAUGUCUCGCACGGAACAGAUACGCGAGGGCAGGGUGCAGGAGAUGGAGAAGCGGCUCUGGGACAACAGCUAUAAUGUCUUCGACGUGGUCAAUCGCAUGAACGAUCUCCAUGAAAAGAAGCGUCAGCACAUCGACGACCUUUCGGACCGAUUGAAGUCGUUUGAGCAAGCCCAGCGAACAUUUGUCAGCGAAAAGAACGGCAAGGUCGUAAGGCUUAAUGCUCUGCUGUACGCGAGCAAGGGCCGCGAGAGAUUCUUGCACCGCCAGCUCGCACACAGGGAGAAAGUCUUGCAGCGCCAGCUUGCACACAAGGAGAGAGAGCUGCGUGCUGCACGGCAAGCCAAAAGGCAAGCGGACCAUGCCCAGCGAGCCAUGACAAUGAAGCUUGCGAGACAAGCAAGGCCAGCCAAGCCGGCAGAAAAGCCAAAGCCAGCGGAGAAUCGAGCGCCCAGCGUUCUUCAAAAGCCCACACCACGUCGACGUCCCAGUGUCGCUGCCACGACGGAGGCAACCUCGCCCAUUGCCCAGCCCUUCGCUCGGCCCAUUGCCCAGCCACAGUUGCCGAUGGUGUCUUCCACAACAUUAGCCGGCAACGAAUUGGAGCAUGACAAUCACCCGCGCCCCUUCAGUGCCUUUGCGUUCGAUCACGAAAUUCAAUCGGACUCAGAGAGCGUUCAAGCGGGCCACGAUCUCGCUCGGGAGGGGCCUGGCGAAGACUUCGUUGGAUUGAUGGGUCAAGCGGAGACUCGUCCAGGGCAGUUGAUGCCACUGCGCUCAUCCAACAAGGCCGGACGUCUAUCGGGUAGUGCUUCGAGACAUAAGCUGGUGCCGUCACAUCACACCGACUCGCACGACUGGCUGGAUCCUGCUCUCACCGGAGCACAGUCCACAUCAUCCGCUUCUGACGCCCAACAAAUUGCACCGAGUGCUCCGGUCGCUUCCACGCAGAUGCCUGCCCAAUAUUCUGCAAGCACCAUUGUCCCUUCUUUGACUGCAUCCGUCGGCAGCACGGCCAACACUGGAAAGCCUCACCAGGGCCAUCGGAAGAGGAAGAGAGCCCCAACUGAUGGCGAUGAGCCCAAGUACACAUUCCAGAGUAUCUUCGAGGUACUCUGGCUGUACAUUGCUCCAGGGCAGCUACGACCGGCAAUGGAUCUGCCACCGGCCGUCCGCGAGGCGAUGCACGAGUCUAUGGAAAAGUUCCGAGAUCCAAAGGCAUUCCAGCAGAGUCUCGGGUCCCGCGUGAUGAAAGCUGGGGUCACCAGAUGUAACCACACGCGCGCGGAACGUGGGCAGAGUGAGAUCGAGACGCCCAACGAGGCUUGCCCUAACUGCGUCUCGCGGUUCCGGGUGUGUCAUCAGUCAUCGAAAAUUACACCGCCUACAAUCGUGCCUCUAUCGGCGAGCGAGCGUGCUGGAAGGCAGUGGAAUGAGUUGGGCUUUUGGGUGAAGCCGAAACCUCAGGGCUAA